This is a messenger RNA of Malaclemys terrapin pileata, 3171 nucleotides long. RefSeq names its product DEK proto-oncogene (gene DEK). The record is from RefSeq and is a predicted model, not a curated record. The transcript is spliced from 11 exons. Gene Ontology annotation, cellular component: nucleus. Gene Ontology annotation, biological process: regulation of double-strand break repair; chromatin organization. Lineage: Eukaryota; Metazoa; Chordata; Testudines; Emydidae. Gene Ontology annotation, molecular function: DNA binding; histone binding. Bases 190 to 1302 code for a protein of 370 amino acids.
CUACCGAGAACCCGCCAUUUUGAAAACCUUGUUGAUUCCGGCCCGGGGACAGUGUGAGCGCGAGACGUAAAGCGCGCGCCUGUCCCCGCCCCCAUCCCGGUAAUAGUGAACUGUCGCCUCCAGCCGCCGCCCACACGGGCGAGAGGAGCCGGACCCCGCCAGGCAGCGCCGAGCCGAGAUUCACUCACUAUGUCUUCCUCAAAAGAAGAUACAAUGUCUGCUGAACAAACAGAUGAGAGAGAACCUGAAACUGAAAACAAAGUUGAAGAAAGUGAUGAGGAAGAGGAGGAGGAGGAGGAGGAGGAAGAAAAAGAAAAGAGUCUCAUUGUUGAAGGGAAGAGAGAGAAGAAAAAAGUAGAGAGAUUGACCAUGCAGGUAUCCUCGUUACAAAGGGAACCUUUUACAAUUGCACCAGGAAAGGGACAAAAACUUUGCGAAAUUGAAAGGAUACAGUUUUUUUUGAGUAAGAAGAAAACCGAUGAACUCAGAAAUCUACACAAACUCCUUUACAACAGGCCGGGCACAGUUACCUCACUAAAGAAGAACGUGGGUCAGUUCAGCGGGUUUCCAUUUGAAAAAGGAAGUGAUCAAUAUAAAAAAAAGGAAGAAAUGUUAAAAAAAUUCAGGAAUGCCAUGUUGAAAAGUAUCUGUGAGGUUCUUGAUUUGGAAAGAUCGGGAGUUAAUAACGAACUGGUUACCAGAAUCUUAAACUUCUUAAUGCAUCCAAAACCUUCUGGCAAGCCAUUGCCAAAGUCCAAAAAAACUCCCAGCAAAGGCGGCAAAAAAGAACGCAGUAGCUCAGGAACUGCACGAAAAGUAAAACGCACCAAAUGUCCUGAGAUUUUGUCGGAUGAAUCUAGUAGUGAGGAGGAGGAUGAAAAGAAAGAGAAGGCUGAAUCUUCUGAAGAAGAUAAAGAGAGUGAAGAGGAGCAACCUAAGAAAGCAUCUAAAAAAGAAAAACCUAAGCAAAAGAUGACUUCGAAAAACAAGAAAGCUGUGAAAAGUGCUAAUGUCAAGAAAGCAGAUAGCAGCACUACAAAGAAGAAUCAGAACAGUUCAAAAAAAGAUUUAGAAAGUGAAUCUGAGGAUAGUUCAGAUGACGAACCUUUAAUUAAAAAGUUGAAGAAACCACCUACAGAUGAAGAUCUUAAGGAAACUGUCAAGAAGUUAUUGGCCAAUGCAAAUUUGGAGGAAGUAACAAUGAAACAGAUUUGCAAAGAGGUAUAUGAAAGUUAUCCCAGUUAUGACUUGUCUGAAAGGAAAGAUUUCAUCAAAAAGACAGUUAAAGAGUUGAUUUCAUGAUCCAAUUUGACUGGAGGAAAUGAAAACUGCUGACUUAUCGUCCCAUGGAUUUGAAGAUCAUAGACACCAGCAAAAAGAAUAUUUGUGAUAUAUUAUGUUUAGUCAGCGCUGAUUCUGCGGACAGAGUAUCAGUGUAAAUUGCUUUGUGUACCUUUUUAAUAAUUGCAUUUGAUGCAGGUUUUAGUUAACUUGCUUACAUUUUUUUGUGCAUGGCAAUAAAUGUUCCCUUUUUAUAGUUUUGUACAUUUUGAAUUGCUUUGUAGUAGUAGAUUCAUUAAGACAUCAUAGCUUUUAAUGUGCUUUAAUACCUUGCAUAAUUUUUUUUUAAGAAUCAAGUAGGAUAAAGGUUGUCUAAGUGUUUGCACAUACAUGCAGAGAUUGUCUGGAAUAUUGCAGUAUUGGGUUAUACAAAUAUUGAAUACAUAUCAUUCUGAAAAUCACUCAUGCUAGUGUUUAUAUUCUGAUUUACAUGCUAUAAAUUCAGAAUACUCAAUCUACAUUACUGUCUUGCAUGUGUAUGCACUGAGAACCAUCAAAGCAUGGUAACUAAUUGGCAGAUAUUAUUUUUGUACUUUUAAAGACUCUGUAUAUAAAGUUAUUGGAGAUUUCUGUGGUGCAAAUCAGUUUUUUAAAUCUCUAGUUAUCUUAGGACUUAUGACAUGUCAGUGUUCAGCAGUGAUGCUGGGAUGAAAAGUGGGAAGCUCCAUAAAAGUUUAUACAAAAAGAGUUGAAGUUUUACUGUUUGUCUAAUCUUGCCUUGUAAGGAAGAUUCACCUGUAAUUUUAUACUUAAGCUUUUCAGUGUUUAACUUUAUAUAAAAGGCUACAGAUGUAUUUGUUCCAAUGGCUUGACCUAAUACAUUAAUAAAGUUCAAAGUGAAGGCGAUAGGGGGGAAAAAAAGCGAGUAACUGACUUGAUAAUACUAAUUUGGACUCUAUGGCCAAAGCUUUCAGAAGUAGGUGCCUAAAGUGAUGAACACCUGCAGACUUAACUGAAAAUCAUGCCCCAAAUUUAGGAGCCCAAGAAGGAUAGUACUUAAGUAAAUGAUUAAGUGCUAUUCCAAAUUGGAAUGCUUUUCUAAAUCUGAGCUUAACUAUGGUCUAUGGUACUCCUGUGUUUUUUGUUGUUGUUUUUUUUAAGUCCUUGUGGCACUUUGGAGACUAACACAUUUAUUUGGGCAUAAGCUUUUGUGGGCUAAAACCAACUUCAUCAGAUGCAUGGAGUGGAACAUACAGUAGGGAGGUAGAAAUACACAGAAUAUGAAAAGAUGGGAGUUGCCUUACCAAGUGGGGGGUCAGUGCUAAUGAACCAAUUUAAGUUGGAAGUAGGCCAUUCUCAAGGAGUGGAGAGUUAUCUUUUCAUAUGCUGUGUAUUUAUACCUCCCUACUGUAUGUUCCACUCCAUGCAUCUGAUGAAGUGGGUUUUAGCCCACAAAGGCUUAUGCCCAGAUAAAUUUGUUAGUCUCUAAAGUGCCACAAGGACUCCUUGUUGUUUUUGCUGAUACAGGCUACCACUCUAGAAUCAAAUCUCAAACUUUGGCCAACUGCUUUUGGUUCAAAGUAGAAAUUUUCAUGUAAAUUGUUUUUGUGCACCAUAUACUUGUGCUAUUAUAGAGGCCAAACAACGUAUUGCUAUCAAUGCUAUGAAAAACAAAUCCUGUAAUGACUCCAGUAUUCAAGAGCAAAACAUUUUUAAAAUUUAGUAUUCUAUAUUUGCAAAAUUAGGAGUCAGAAUUUAAAUUCUGAAUGUUCAGCCAGUCAUGAUGUUAAUUAACCUUUGCCUUUUUGACGUCUUUGCAUGUAAUUUUUUUUUAAAAAAAGGCUGAAUGUUUCAGUUUUGUACUCAAUAAAUGUCUUUCAGAAAAACUUA